AACUGGUGCAAAUCUUUUAGUUGCUGCGUCCAACUCUGAAGAGCUUGUAGCUGGUUUAAAGAAUGUUGACUAUCGAGAUCUAUAAUUAAAGUCGUCUAUUGUAUCAGCUGCGAUUGUUGCAGAAAACAUAUUGAUUGGUGUUCAAUUUGGACCAGUCCCAGAAGUUCCCAAUGAAAAUGCUUUUUUCACAGGAGAAGCGGAUAGACAAUUUAGUACCGGAAAUUUCAAUCAAGUUCCAAUAUUAAUCGGGACGACAGACAAUGAAUUAGGAGCAUUCCAAAACCCUGAGAAUUAUGAUAUUACUUUGGCUGCAUUAAGCAAUCUUGAUGCAAGGCCUUGGAAUUUGGUCCCUGCAAGUAUAGCUCUUAGUUAUUUUCAAAGAGAUUUUGCCUGGCGUAAAAUUAAAGCUACAUUUUUUAAUCCAUGGUUACCUAUGUCGACACAAAUAGCAAAAGCAGUACAGUUUUUCAACGUCGAUCAAUUUGGUAGAGCCACAUAUCGUAUGGUAGGAAACGUAGGUAAAUUUGUACCUUGUUAUUAUUAUACAUUUAAUUAUCAGGGAACUUUGGCAGGAGUAACAAUGAGAUGUAGUCCUGGAGCCCAGCAUGGAGAAGAUUUGUCAUAUUUGUUUAUCACAAGUGAAAGAGUUCCCACUGUGUAUGAUUAUUUUAUAGUUCGACGUAUAACUACACUGUGGUGCAAUUUUAUUACAACAGGACGACCUACACCUGGUCCAAUUUCUGAUCUUUUGCCAGUCGAAUGGUCUCCUGUAUCCAUUAUUAAUCCUCCUGUAAUGCAAAUCGAUCUAAACAUGGGAUUCAUUUCACCGCCAUACAGCAACUUUUAUUCGUUUUAUGGAGCCGAAAUAUUUUCACUUGGGCCAUCUAGUACUACCUAUUGAAUCAACCAUUUUGUAAAAGUUGUAAGACAUUUUAAAAUUUGUACCAAAUUUUUAAUAAGAAAAUUAUUUAACGUU
Molecule: messenger RNA, 976 nt
Organism: Diabrotica virgifera virgifera (western corn rootworm)
Lineage: Eukaryota; Metazoa; Arthropoda; Insecta; Coleoptera; Chrysomelidae
Exons: 6
Coding region: 434-901 (155 amino acids)
Source: RefSeq, a predicted model, not a curated record